CACAACCCCUUGUUCUCGGAAACAAACCACAAACGUUUCCAUUUAUUUUUUGUAUGUUUUAUUUCUGUAUUUCAGAGCACAAAGUCAUCAUCGUGGGCCUGGAUAAUGCGGGGAAGACGACUAUACUGUAUCAGUUUUCCAUGAAUGAAGUCGUCCACACGUCUCCGACAAUAGGCAGCAACGUGGAGGAGAUCGUGGUGAAUAACACAAGGUUUCUUAUGUGGGACAUCGGUGGUCAGGAAUCUCUCCGCUCUUCUUGGAACACUUAUUAUACAAAUACUGAGUUUGUAAUAGUGGUUGUGGAUAGCACCGAUCGAGAGCGGAUAUCUGUGACCAGAGAGGAGCUGUAUAAAAUGUUAUCUCAUGAGGACCUAAAGAAAGCUGGACUGCUGGUCUUCGCAAAUAAACAAGAUGUGAAGGAGUGCAUGACAGUGGCCGAAAUCUCCCAGUUCUUGAAGCUGACCUCUGUGAAGGAUCAUCAGUGGCACAUACAAGCCUGCUGUGCGCUCACUGGAGAGGGCCUUUGUCAAGGACUGGAGUGGAUGAUGUCAAGACUAAAGUCCAGAUGACCCCCGUGAGCUGUGAAGAGACAUUGGACUUCAGACAUACUGUAUUUAUGAAUCCCUGAACUGCUGCAAACCAAGUAUUUAUGAGCGUCGUGUUCCAGAGGUUUCAUCAACGGGACGACUCCAGAGACUACUUCUCCUGUGUCCUAUGAAAGCUGUGAUCGACCGGACCAUUCUUUUUAGCCUAAACCUCCCCCACCCCCACCUACACUGCCCAUGGAAGGUCAGAGAAGGUGGUUUUUAAAACUUUUUAUAUUCUAGCUUUGAUUCUGAAUAUGGGAGGAAGCUGAUAACAGCGAAUGAAGCAUAGACUGCGCAGUAUUGUAACCAGCGACUCUGUACAUAUCUCUGUAUUUCCCGCGUGUACGCAUGCUCCUAUCCUGUACCACUGUACAGAAGAAUUGCCUUGACGACCGUGAAUAUUGCACAGUACUCACUUGAAUGCUCUAAUAUUUGGCACUUUUUUAUUUUUAGUCUUGAUUUUUAAUGGUACAUUCCUUGGCGUAUGUCGACUUGCAUGUUAUGCUCCCAUCGUUCUUUAUUUGACCCCCCACCCCGCCCCCAUGCUAUUGUCCGGAAAACUUUCUGAAAUAAGUUUGACAUGGUGAUAAUAAAAUAACAUGGGGGGAAGGUU
Messenger RNA from Bufo gargarizans (Asiatic toad), 1200 nucleotides. Its product is annotated as ADP-ribosylation factor-like protein 5A. Lineage: Eukaryota; Metazoa; Chordata; Amphibia; Anura; Bufonidae. Gene Ontology annotation, molecular function: GTPase activity; GTP binding. The coding region runs from base 54 to 569 and encodes 171 amino acids. The transcript has 5 exons. Gene Ontology annotation, cellular component: cytoplasm; trans-Golgi network. The record is from RefSeq and is a predicted model, not a curated record. Gene Ontology annotation, biological process: protein localization to Golgi membrane; vesicle-mediated transport; intracellular protein transport.